AGCGCGCUCGCUCCGGCAAAACCCGUUUUUAAUUAGGGCGCCCAGGAGGACCCUUUGGCGGAGCGGCGCGCUCGGCUGCCUGAUUUGCAGGCGCCGCGGCCGUGCAAAACAGGCGGACAUCCUGGGCUGGGCGCCCGGGUGGCUGGUGCGCCCGAGGAGUAAGCGGACAGAGUUGCGCGGUAGUUGCGCUGGGUUAUGUGGCCGGCGGUGGGAAGGCCUCGCGAUCAGGCACUGCGCUGACCGGCUAUGAGCCCGUGCCUGCUGGGGUCCUGCCGGCGGAGCCCGUGCGGGGAUGUCUGGGAGACCCCGCGCUGACUGCUGCUCAAACAUCACGUUGACAUGGAUGAUGAAGAUGGCCGAUGUUUACUAGACGUAAUUUGUGAUCCUCAGGCCUUGAACGAUUUUUUACAUGGAUCCGAAAAGAUUGACAGUGAUGAUCUCCUAGACAGCACAGGAGAUGCAGCCGGUGCCUUCUUUGAAGGUGCUGGGCUGCACGUACAAGAAUCCUCCGGCAAUCAUCUGAACGCCGAACAGAAUCAGCCCACGACUAGCGUCGACCUCGACUUCUUGGAAGAUGACAUCCUGGGCUCGCCCUCGGGGGGCGGGGCCAACCUGCAGAACUCGGACCAGCCCUGCGACAUCCUCCAGCAGAGCUUGCAGGAGGCCAACAUCACCGAGCAGACUCUGGAGGCCGAGGCCGAGCUGGAUCUGGGCUCCUUCCAGCUCCCCACGCUCCAGCCGGUGGUCCACACUGCCUCUGAUGGCACGCCACAGAUUUUCUCCAGCGGGGCUGACCUCAUCGGGCUGCAGCAGCCGGCAGUCCUCACCCAUCAAGCGCUGGUGCAGCAGUCCGUGGGCGCAGACGUGGUCAACAAAGCCAUCAGCGUGCAGCCUUUCCUCCAACAGGUCGGCCUGGGGAACGUCACCAUCCAGCCCAUCUCCAACCUUCAGGGUUUGCCCAACGGGAGCCCCAGCGGGACGCUGGGCAUCGGGCAGAUCCAAGUGGUCGGCCAGCAAGUGAUGGCGAUCAACCAGCCGGGUCAGCAGAUCAUCGCGAAGCAAGUCCAGCCUUCCCAGGUGGCCGCCAUGCCAGUGGGGAGCUACAUCGCUCAGACGGCUCCGGAGCAGCAGCAGGUCACCCUGGCCUCGGCUGGGGUGUCCCCCCAGAACGCGGGCCUCGUCAUCCAAAAGAACCUCCCCGCGGUGGCCACGACGACCCUGAACGGGAGUUCCAUGUUUGGGGGCAUGUCCGCCACGCAGGGCUCCCAGCCCCUCACCGUCACAUCCAACUUGAGCAGCCCGCUGGUGCAGGCCCAGAAUGUCAUCAUCCACCGGACGCCCACGCCCAUCCAGCCCAAACCCGCGGGGGUGCUCCAGCAGAAGGUGUACCAGAUCACCCCCAAGCCCUUCGGCCCCAACAACACCACCCUCACCAUCCAGAACGAGGCGGCCCUGCAGCAGCAGAAAGCCCAGCAGAACCUCAACUUCAUGGCGGGCAAGGCCGGGCAGAACGUGGUGCUGUCGGCCUUCCCGUCGGGGCUGCCGGCCAACAUGUUCAAGCAGCCCCCGCCGCAGCAGCAGGCCCUCAGCAAGCCCAUGAGCGUCCACUUGCUGAACCAAGGGAGCAGCAUCGUCAUCCCGGCCCAGCAUGUGCCCCAGGCCAUGCUGCAGGGCCAGAACCAGUUCCUCCUCCCUGGGCAGCUCACCGGCACGUCUGCGGUCCAGAUCCCCCAGCAGCUCUCGGCGCUCCAGGCUAACAUGGGAGGCCAGAUAUUAACCGCCUCCCACCCCAGCGGGCAAACCCACAUCAUUACCAGCCAAGGGCCCGGGGGGCAGCUGAUCACGAAUCAGGCGCUGCCUGCCCAGAUCCUCACCAAUCAGAACCUGGCGAGCCAGCUCAAUUUGGGGCAAGUGCUGACGUCGCAGAACGCUCACGGCACGGCCCACAUCCUUUCCGCUCCCAUCCAGCUGCAGCCCGGGCAGGUCGGCCAGCCGACUCUGUUCCAGAUGCCCGUCUCUCUGGCCGGUAGCCUGACGACACAGAGCCAGCCGGCCGCCGCAGCCUCCUUGGCCGGCGGUGCCAUCAAUCAGAGCGGCCAGACUGUCAUCCAGGGGGUCACCCUGCCGAACCAAGUGGCCAUGUUGAACGCUGCCGAGAACCUCAACCAAACCGUGACCAUCCAAGCGCCGGCCGGCACCAGCAGCCAGAGCCCCGGCCUCAUUCAGCCGCAGCCGGUCUCCAGCGCCAACAUGCUGCCGAGCAGCGACCAGGCCGGCAUACUGACCGUCCAGUCCGCCCCUCAGCCCUCGGCUCCUCCCCAGCUCCAGCUCAAUGUGCAGCAACAGACUCCGCCCCCUCAGCAGUCAGCACAGCUGCCCAUGUCCGCCCAGCCCAGCCCUAACUUGGUGGUAUCUAGUCCAGAGAAAAUUAUUUUGGGCCAGGCAGCCGCCGGAACCGUCGUCUCCCAGGAUUCCAUGCAGAUGUUCCUGCAACAGGCAAGUGAGAAGGUUCCUAGAAGGACCGUUGAUCCUGCUAGUUUGAUUGGUUGUGCCUGCGAUGAAGAUCGCAGAAAGAAUGAUUGGGUUUUGGAAACCACACUGUGUUGUCCUUUCUUCCCCGCUUUGGAUUGUUGGGGACUUGGUUGUGGACCAGUCUUGGUCGUCCAUUUUUUUAUAUAAUUUUUGAGAUCUAGGCCAGUGAUGGCGAACCUAUGGCACGGGUGCCAGAGGUGGCACUCAGAGC
Sphaerodactylus townsendi is the source of this 2743-nucleotide messenger RNA. RefSeq names its product BRD4 interacting chromatin remodeling complex associated protein (gene BICRA). The transcript is spliced from 6 exons. NCBI's taxonomy places the organism in Eukaryota, Metazoa, Chordata, Lepidosauria, Squamata, Sphaerodactylidae. The record is from RefSeq and is a predicted model, not a curated record. Gene Ontology annotation, biological process: positive regulation of DNA-templated transcription. Gene Ontology annotation, cellular component: SWI/SNF complex. Bases 340 to 2679 code for a protein of 779 amino acids.